GCCCGUCUCCGCGCCGCCAUGCUGCCCAACACGGGGAAACUAGCAGGAUGCACUCUGUUCAUCACGGGUGCGAGCAGGGGCAUUGGCAAAGCCAUUGCUCUGAAAGCUGCCAAGGAUGGUGCCAAUAUCGUCAUAGCUGCCAAGACAGCCGAGCCACAUCCCACUCUGCCAGGGACAAUCUACACUGCUGCAGCAGAGAUUGAAGCGGCUGGAGGAAAGGCUUUGCCAUGUGUCGUUAAUGUGAGGGAGGAACAGCAAAUUAUUAAUGCCGUGGAGAAAGCUGUGAAGACUUUUGGAGGGAUUGAUAUUUUGGUGAACAAUGCAAGCGCCAUCUCUUUGACUGGCACUUUGGAAACAGAAACGAAGAAGGUCAAUCUGAUGAUGGAUGUCAAUGUACGAGGAACCUACCUUACGUCUAAAACAUGCCUUCCCCACUUGAGGAAGAGUAAGAACCCCCAUAUCCUGAACCUCAGCCCACCUAUGAAUCUGAAUCCCAUGUGGUUCAAAAAUCAUUGUGCUUACACCAUUUCUAAGUAUGGGAUGUCCAUGUGUGUCCUGGGAAUGGCAGAAGAAUUUAGAGGAGAAGUUGCCGUCAAUGCUUUGUGGCCUAAAACAGCCAUACACACAGCUGCGAUGGAUAUGCUGGGAGGAUCUGGAAUAGAAAAACAGUGCCGGAAAACAGACAUCCUUGCAGAUGCUGCAUAUUGCAUUUUAACAAAGCCAAAAAGUUUCACUGGAAACUUCAUUAUUGAUGAAGUUCUGCUGAGAGAAGAAGGGGUUAAAGAUUUUGAUAUCUAUGCAAUUGCACCAGGUCACCCACUGAUUCCUGACUUCUUCUUGGAUGCUGAAACUGACAUGAAACAAGGAAGACAAGGGGCUUCCCAAGCCUUCCAAGAGGAGAAGCAGCUAAGUGGAUCCCAGCGAGGAGGAGCUACAGUCGACACAGAACCUGGUGCAGCUGAGCCGCAGGGUCCUGUUGCAGAGACAUUCAGAAUUAUUCAGGGGGCAAUGAGUGACGAGCACGUGCGAGCUACUCAGGGGGUCUUUCAGUUCGAAUUGUCUGGUGACGGAGGCGGCACUUGGUACAUCGACCUGAAAAGCAAGGGCGGGAGCGCGGGUUUCGGCAAAGCUCCUGUGCCGGCCGAUGUGGUGAUGAGCAUGGCAAGCGCCGACUUUGUGAGAAUGUUCACCGGUAAACUAAAGCCAACCCUGGCCUUUAUGUCAGGAAAAUUAAGGAUUAAAGGUAAUAUGUCACUAGCCAUAAAGCUUGAGAAGAUGCUGACUCAGUUUAACUCUAAACUGUGAGGGGAAACCCUUACUAUCAGACCAGUGGCCUUUCAUGUAUAACUGUACUGCUGUUUUUUAAUGAUAGUCAUUGUUUUUCUCUGAUGCAAUGUAGUAAAAUGGAUAAAAUCUGAGAUUUUUAGAGAAGAAAUAACUGUUUGAUUACAAGAAGAAGAUGUUUGUCUUGAUUAAACAAAUUCCUUCA
Molecule: messenger RNA, 1489 nt
Organism: Colius striatus (speckled mousebird)
Lineage: Eukaryota; Metazoa; Chordata; Aves; Coliiformes; Coliidae
Gene: HSDL2
Product: hydroxysteroid dehydrogenase like 2
Exons: 11
Coding region: 19-1305 (428 amino acids)
Cellular component (GO): mitochondrion
Source: RefSeq, a predicted model, not a curated record